UGCCCCAGUUGAACAUUCCAGCGCCACAUACAUCAUUUAUCAGGGCCCAAAGGAAGAGCCAGUCAGCCGCGCUGCUGCAGCUAUGGCGGCGCCGAUAGCCCACUUCGAUGACGAGUGGCAGGAUUUUAACGAAUUUAGACCGGCGUCUGGGAAGGAUCACCAGAUGGACAGAGUUAAUCUGAACGUACAGGAUGUCACGGGUCUGCUAGAGGACUUCCCGGAGCUCGAUAACGGUUACUCUGGGGAGCUCGGUAGUUUUAAAUCAAUGGAGGACCUGGUGAACGAUUUUGACGAGAAGUUGACAGUGUGCUUUCGAAAUUACAACACCAAAACGGACUAUAUAGCACCCGUGGGACCAAUCACCGAGGAUACCAUCCUAAAGAACGACGAGAUCUGGAAUGCUUUAACAGACAGCUAUGGCAACAUCAUGCCCGUGGACUGGACACAGUCUCGGACUCGAUCGCUGCACCUCCCCACACUAAACCUGGAUGAGAAAUCUAAGGUGGUUGCCAGUGUGUCUGUGGAGUUGUCUGACGAUGAGGAGCUGAGGGAGCAGAUGGACAUGCACUCCAUCAUCGUCUCCUGCAUCAGCGAGGAGCCGCUCUUCACCGCGGAACAGGUGAUUGAGGAGAUUGAGGAGAUGAUGCAGGACUCCUCGGACGUGGAUCUGGAGCAGCAGCCAUCUCAGUCGGACCUCUCUCUCCUCUCCCUCGAGCUGCACCGAUCCGACACCAGCCACAGCUACGAGGAACGCGUGCGCUCCCUGUCGCUGUGUGAGCUGGGCGAGCUCCUGGAGGAGGUGGAGUCUGCUAUCCGUCGCUACUCGGAGGAGCUGGUGCUGCAGCUGGCGCGGCGUGACGAGCUGGACUACCAGAAGGAGGUGAAGAACUGCUUCAUCUCCGUGCUCAUCGACGUGCAGAACCGGCAGAAGGAGCACCGCGAGCUGCUCCGCAGGAAGAGGAGGACGAAGGCCGCAGGAGCAGGAGCAGGAGGAGGAGGAGGAGGAGGCACCUCUGCUAUGGGACAGACGCCUUCUCCAUCCUCCUCGCGGCCAGAGAGAACCGUCAUCCCCGGAACGCUCCUGUCUCAGCGCUUCAGCAUGGAGGGUAUCUCUACUGCCAUUCAAAAUGGCUUCCGGCAAACUUUUGGCACUGGGGGCGGGGGAAAACAGUAUUUGACUACAGUGAUACCGUAUGACAGGAAAGGAGGCCCUCCAUCAGUUGAAGACCUUCAGAUCCUUACAAAAAUUCUACAGGCCAUGAGGGACGACAGUGACAAAGUGCCAACACUCCUGACAGACUACAUCCUAAAAGUGCUUUGCCCCACAUAAUCACAGGAACCCUUACCAGCAGAACAAAAGACUCUUGAUUCACAAGUCAGAGGACGUUUUAGUUUUUUUCCACUGUGAAUUUUGUACAUACUUGACACACACGUGUGUCCUGCUUAUUUAUGCAAGCAUGAUAUUUUGCCUUUUUAUGAAGGGGUCAUUGUUGUGUUAUUAUUGCUUUCACUGUGUCCUGCAUGUUUGCCACAAUGCAGUGUAGGUGCUGCAUACCAUGCAGACUUCAAAGCAUCCUUUGUUAUAGGCUGCAGUCAUCAGACUUUUGUGUUGCCUUUGAAUGAAUUGAAUGCUCAUACUGUAUUAUAUUUUGGCAUGCUCUGACACGAGUUUGAUGUGGGGCUUGACUGAAAGGUCAAAGGAGCCUCUCGUACGCAAUGCUCGGAUUGCACAGUAGAUGAGGCACCCCAGUGAGUAAACUAUUUACAGUAGUACAAAAGGUUGAUCUUAAUCCUCAACGAAGUUUAGGAUUCAUUUUGUUUGUUUCUUGGAUUAACAAAAUGUCGAGUGAAACACGACAGAAGCCAUAUUUUGCUAUGCAACUUCAAUUGCUUCUAUUAAUUUGCUAUGAAACUUGAAUACCAGUGAACUAACCACUAACCAUGUGGUAAGUUCGAAGCAAAUGUUUUGGGUUUAAGGACAGGAUUGAGAGUCCCCAUAGCCUGUCAUUCUGAAGCAGGCUGAGACAAAGUCCAAAUUAUCCAAAUAACAGAGACAGCAGCAAACAUUGCAAUUUCAGUGGGGACCACUCAAUCGCAUUGCAGAAAAUUCAGAAAAGGAACAAAAAGCUCUAAAUACCGCACUUAAAAACAAAAUAUCUCUCAGUGGGACAAGUAAGAUCCUCAGUCCCCAACAAGUUGUAUAGAGGAUAAAUAACACCUUGUAAAACUAAGAUGUUUACAAUGAGAUGUCUCAUCUACUGUACAUUGAGUUUUAUGUGCAUUGUUUCAACAGGUUGUUUCACAAAGGGCAUCACAUAAUUUUAGCCUUCCCAGUGGUGUAGUCUACGUAGAACACGGGUAUACGGAGUAUACCCACUUCUAAAUUUCAGUGAUUUCAGUAUACCCACUUAAAGUUGAUUGAUCCAUUGUUUUGAAUGGCACAAAUAUAUACAGUAUACCCACUUCAAAAAAAUCUCAAAUAUACAGUAUACCCACCACAAAAAAGUAGACUACACCACUGAGCCUUCCUAAAGACAUUUCAGCCUUGCAGUCAAUGUACUAUACGCAAUAUGCUACACACAUUACUGUGUGAAACAUGCACAACCUUCUUAACUUCAAAAGAUAGUUUUUGGACUCUUUAUUAACUGCAGUGAAAUGGAAAAGAUUUAAUUUGGUGUAACACACAACUGCACCAUGCAACUAAGGGACUUUUUGGUUUGAUAACAGUUUUGUAGACGCUCAACAUUAGUCAUCAUCAAAAUAAUGAACACAAUGAAAAUACAUACAGUAGUGUAUAAAGUACAGUACUAUGCUGAAUAUUGUAUUAGCACUUGGAUUGUAAAUUUACACUGAGUUAACACUGUAUAAAAAUGUAUUUUUUAAUGCAAUUCCCACAUUGCUUAGUACUGAUGUUCCUAGACAAUAAGUUGAAUGUUAUUGGGUUGAAACCCAAGACUCAGACUGAAACAAAUAUUAUUCUGAUACAACUCGUGCAGAAUUGAAAGGGUCCAGAAUUCAGUUCAGUCAGUUUCAUGCUGUGCAAAGCAAGGCUGAUCAGGUUAUUGUAGAUGCAGUAUUAUCCAGACAAAGAUACUUAAAUGGGUCAAUGGCGUUUUAGUAGUAGCACACUUCAGGGUGGUGCAACCACAGCUAAUGCCGCUACUGUAUGGCUUAAAGGAAUGACUGAUGUAUUGUAUGGAAUAAAGGAUAUUUGCCUUUAGUGGAUUAUCAAAUAAGCAUAUUCAUUGAACAGGGGAAUCUGGACCCUGAGUCUGUUGAAUAAAGUUUAUAUUGAAGUACAUUUACUACUAAUUUCUAAUUAACUUAUGGACAUUAACUGUGGUUGUACCAUCUGACGUCUGGGCCCAAAAAACUUCACUGACCCAUAUACAGUAUUUGUCUAUGGUAUUACCAUCCCAAAGUGUGGGCAUCAAGCAGUCUGCUGAAGAUGGCAAAGCAGAAAGCAAGGAAACCAUGCCGACGGCAUGGUUAACCUCCUAUCUGGUUUGAUGUGCCUAGGUAGGUCUUAGGGGUGUUGUUGUUCCAAUCCUAAGGAUUGAGCUUUGAAUAAGCAUGUAUGGGUAGAGUUCGAGAAAUUUACCAGUUACAAGCACAAGCAUUCCAAGUCUUGUGGUUGCAUCGAGGGCAGCUGAAAAUGUAGGGAAUGAAUGACUGUGGGCAUGCACUGUACUGUACCGAACAAAUAUGUGUGUGUGUUUGCAAAGACCACAGAUGUUUUUUUGUUUUUUUUAAUGUAGGCCUAUGCUCACCUUUUGUGCAUCGUUUCUAUUAUGUGUACUGCACCACAGAUAGUAAACCGAGACUCAAUCAUGAUGAUGAUUGAACAUACGAGAUUAAAUAUAACUAUGAUUCAAAUUUGCCUAGUCUCAAAAACAUCAGAAUCCAUUUCAGUAAUGAGUUGCAGACUGAACGAUGACAGCUUCUGAAAGUUCCUGAAAGGUUUGCAACACAAAUAGUUGCUUCUACAUUCUCAUUGAAUUUUCAGAGACAAAGAAUUUGUCCUAGAGAUUCACAUUCAAUCCAUCCAAUAAAGGCAGCGCACUGACACACUCAGUGGAUAUACACUCAUUUUGGUUCUACCAGAGCAACAUAACACUUUGAAUAACCUCUCUAUACACACUCAGUUAUACAGCAUUAAAGUGGACCAGUUGUGGACUUGAUGUUUAUUUUCUUUUUUUGUGAGAAUGUCUACAAUCAAUGUUGUUUUUCUUUUUUAUUAUUAUUUAUUUCACGUUACAUUAGACCUGUCGCCUCCAAAGACAGGCGAGGUGUAGAGACAAGACCUCCAAAUAGAAGGGUCCUGUAUUGUUGUGUGAAGACAAGUGUUUUUGGCAAAAAAAACCCUCUUUUAUUAUAUGGCCAAAUGUCUUGUUACUUUUGGGGGAGGGUUCCUCAAUUCUGCAUUCUGUUGUCUUUAUACGGCAGUGGAGUUUUCCUUAUUCGGGAAAAUAUACCCAACAGGCUUUAUUUCCUACCAGUCCAUACACACACUGUACUGUUCUUCUUAUUAUUCAUGUUUACACUGGUCUCUCAUAAGAUUUAUUUACUUGCUAUGGCCAUACUGAAACAUUUUGCUAAUGUUGCAUUUUCAGCGUGCAAUUGCAUUAAAAGUAUUUCUCUCAUUCCCCUUUUGAUAUUGUGUUUCUUUAGUUCCCGUCAUCAGUCACUGUUAAAGGGACACUCCACCCAUUUGCAUUAGGCUUUCCAUUGCUAGACACCCAGUCAUACUUUUGAAUGGUCGUGCAACACUUUCUCAAUUCCCCCUGAGACAGGAGAAAUCUGUAUUCACCUCUUAACACUUC
Molecule: messenger RNA, 4823 nt
Organism: Engraulis encrasicolus (European anchovy)
Lineage: Eukaryota; Metazoa; Chordata; Actinopteri; Clupeiformes; Engraulidae
Product: fasciculation and elongation protein zeta-2-like
Exons: 9
Coding region: 83-1330 (415 amino acids)
Cellular component (GO): axon; cytoplasm
Source: RefSeq, a predicted model, not a curated record